AUGGGAGUUGGUGGAGGAGGUGGUGGAGGAUACUCAUCUGCGCCAAGAGGUGGGCCGUCGCCGAGUUACGGCGGUGGCGGUGGAGGCGGUGCUCGUAGCGUCUACAUGAUGCCAGGAAGCGGAGGCGGUGGAGGAGGAUACGAUGCUGGUGGUGGUGGCGGUGCACGCAGCUGCUACCUGAUGCCCGGAAGCGGAGGUGGUGGCGGCGGAUAUUCAGCUCCGCCACCUAGACCUUCAGACGAGACCAAAACUGCCAUUGGACAAGUAGGUGGGGGUGGUUUUGACAACACGAAAACCGCCAUUGGAAGUGUAGGUGGAGCCGACAACACGAAAACCGCUAUUGGAAGAAUAGAUGCUGACAAUACGAAAACUGCCAUUGGAGCUGUAGGUGGCUUUGAUAACACGAAAACUGCUAUUGGAGGGGUAGAUGUUGAUCCAACAAAAACCGCGAUUGGAACUGUUGGUGGUGCCGACAACACAAAAACCGCUAUUGGAAGUGUAGGAGGCGCUGACAAUACAAAAACCGCCAUUGGAAGUGUAGGUGGUUUUGACAACACGAAAACCGCUAUUGGAAGUGUAGGAGGUGCUGACAACACAAAAACCGCUAUUGGAAGUGUAGGUGGUUUUGACAACACGAAAACCGCUAUUGGAAGUGUAGGAGGCGCUGACAAUACAAAAACAGCCAUUGGAGCACCUGGAGGCGGUAAGGGCUUCUUCAGCAGCGGAGGAGGUGGAGGAGGUGGUGGAGGAGGUUACGACGCCGGCGGCGGCGGCGCCCGAAGCGCCUACUUUGGAGUUGGUGGAGGAGGAGGAGGAGGUGGCUUCGAUGGAGGAGCGAGGAGCUCCUAUUUCGGAGUUGGUGGAGGAGGAGGCGGAGGCGGAGGAGGAGGAGGAAGCAGGCCCUCGUAUGGUGGUGACGGUGGAGGUGGUGGAGGAGCAAGAAGCGCCUACUUCGGUGUCGGAGGAGGCGGUGGCGGUGGAAGCGACGGGUUUGUUAUCAUCUUCAUCCGACAAAUGCCGAGAGAGAAGUUAACUUUUCAGUGGAGCUAG
Molecule: messenger RNA, 1050 nt
Organism: Haemonchus placei
Lineage: Eukaryota; Metazoa; Nematoda; Chromadorea; Rhabditida; Trichostrongylidae
Source: the annotation of a GenBank genome assembly